This is a messenger RNA of Papilio machaon (common yellow swallowtail), 2092 nucleotides long. Its product is annotated as dehydrogenase str4. NCBI's taxonomy places the organism in Eukaryota, Metazoa, Arthropoda, Insecta, Lepidoptera, Papilionidae. The transcript is spliced from 4 exons. Gene Ontology annotation, molecular function: ecdysone oxidase activity; flavin adenine dinucleotide binding. The coding region runs from base 133 to 2013 and encodes 626 amino acids. The record is from RefSeq and is a predicted model, not a curated record.
GAGACUUGUUCGUGUAAAUGAACGAAUGAACAAUAUUGUGUAGAUUUACAGAAUUAUUAGUUUAUUAUUAACAAUAAAAUAUUUGGUAAAUAAGAAAGUGCAAAUGUUUUAAAUAAUUUUGAAAGGAAAAGAAUGGCGUGCGUGAACGCCACUUGUGCCAGCUUCCUGUCGGGUCCGGCGGGCAGCUCCUUUGCCAGCCUGAUGACACACCUGUUGGCGGCGCAGUGCAUCAUCACCGAAACCUGGCCCAAAGACGCCUUUGAAAUGGUUACAUAUGGCGAAUUCUUCGAUUUCAUCAUAGUUGGUUCUGGGACUGCCGGCUCAAUCAUCGCUAACAGACUUACUGAGAUUGACAACUGGAAAAUAUUGCUCUUAGAAGCAGGAGACGAUCCUCCAAUAGAAAGUAUUAUUCCGAACUUUUCAACGUUAACUCACAGAAGUCGUCAUGCAUUUCAAUACUACACGGAACAAGACGAUACUAUCAAUCAAGGAUGUGUUGAUCGUAGAUCGUUCUGGCCUCGAGGACGAGUCAUAGGAGGUACGGGAAGUAUUAAUGGACUCUUGCACAUGAAAGGAAGCGCCGGCGAUUACGAACAUUGGCAUUUACAAGAAGACGAUGGAUGGGACUGGCCUACGAUACGAAAUUAUUUCAAGAAAAGUGAAAAAAUUGUCGAUCCAUUCAUCUUGAAUAAUCCCGAACUUCGUGAUAAUUACGGUGUUGAUGGUAACUUUGUUAUUGACCAAUUGAACUAUACGUAUACUCAUAUUGCAAAUAAGUUAACUCAAGGAUACCUGGAUAUGGGUUUGAAAUAUUUGGAAGACCUUAACGGCCCUACACAAAUGGGUGUAGGUAAAAUAAGAGGAGGCAAUCAUAAAGGAAAACGUGUUAGUACUGCAACCGCUUUCCUAAGUCCAGCUAGAGAACGGAAAAAUCUUUACGUUUUAAAAAAUACCAUGGUAACCAAAAUAAUGAUAGAUGACAAUAAACGAGCUGAAGGUGUAAGUGUUAUUCUAUCUAACGGCGAUGCGACUACGUUCUACGCUAGAAAAGAAGUGAUAUUGAGCGCGGGUUCAAUCAAUACCCCUAUUCUUCUAAUGUUGUCUGGUAUUGGCCCAAAAUCACAUCUUAAAGAGUUAAAAAUCAAAGUGAACGCAGAUCUACCAGUAGGCGAGAACUUACAAGAUCAUGUAAGGAUUCCAGUUUUAGUUACAUUAAAUACAAAUGCUACUGAGGAGAAUGAAGCUUAUUGGCACAAAGCUACUGCUCAAUAUCUUAUCGACCAAACAGGGCCGCAUGCGACAAAUUACGAUCAACCAAACCUCAAUGCAUUUCUCUCAGUAGACGAAAACAAAAAAAUGCCAGAUGUGCAAAUAGACCACAAUUAUUUUGUACCUAACUCAUCAUACAUAUUUUCCAUGUGCACAAAAGUACUAUCUUAUGACGAUGAAAUUUGUAAACAGUUUCUAGAAUUAAAUAAGCAACAUGAGAUUCUACUAUUUUAUAUCUCCUUAUGCCGCCCCUAUUCAAGGGGUAAAAUAUUAUUACGAUCGAUUAAUGCUGUUGAUUUCCCAAAAAUCUAUCCAAAAUAUUUUAGUGACGAUAGAGACAUGAAGUUAUUUGUAAAAAGUAUUAAAAAAGUAAUGAAAAUUGUAAACACACCAACAUUUAAAGGGAUUAAUGCAAAAAUACCAAGAAUUUAUUUUAGAAAUUGUGAUGGAUACGAAAUGGCAAGCGACGAGUACUGGGAGUGCAUGGCUAGAACUAUUACUUUUAAUGUUUUUCAUCCAGUAGGAACAGCGAAGAUGGGAAAAACUAGUGAUUCUACGACUGUAGUUGAUAAUAAAUUAAAGGUGAAAGGUAUAAAACACUUAAGAAUCGUCGACGCUAGCAUUAUGCCGACCAUACCGAGCGUUAAUACCAAUGCUGCGACUAUGAUGAUUGCUGAACGAGCAUCGGACUUCGUUAAGAAUGAAUAUUUGAAUGAUUCUGCAAAAAAUAAAGACGAGUUGUAAUUAUUUUAGUAUUUACGAGUUUUUUCUGCAAGUUCGCGUAUAUUUUACAAAUAAACCUCCUUUGUAUAUCAACCUUUCA